UUCUAAUUAAGCGUGCGGUGUUUCUGGAAAAUGAGUAGGAUGCCCCGGCCCUUGCUCUGAGUCAACAACAGCUCUUAUAUAUUUUCCAUUUUAAUUCGUGACUCCGUGAAUUGCAAAGAUGGGUCCACUUGGUCUGUUUAGUGGACUUGUGUGUUCCUUGAUAUUUCUUCCCAAUGGGAAAGAAGUUUGGUGUAAAGAAGAAGGUAUCAACGAGAUAAAGUAUCUCAACAAGUACAAACUGACUGAGAUGUUUCUUCAGGUUGAGCCAAAAAAUAUCCAACCCCUUCUUGAAGCCACUACAAAGGUUGCUGUAGAAUAUGUCAAUAAGAUUAUUGGUGAAGAUAAAGAUAAACGUAUAGUUGAAAAGUCAAUUACAAAUAUGGAUAGAAUGGGCAAACGUUUAAAGGCGUUUUUGAAACAAUUGACAGAUUGGAAAACGACCAGGAUACAACUUUUAGAUAUCAUCAAGAAUGAGAAUGAUUCGAAAGUUUUGUUGGAAGUGACAGAUGAAACAUUCAAAUCCAUGCAUAAAAAUUUCAGUUGGACUAUUGAUAAUGAAAUUCAAUUUCUUGGGUCUUGGUCUUUCUUUGGUCUGUCUUGGACAGAAAAAGUGGGACUUACUUACAUAAAUGAUGAUAUGCAAAGGAGUCUUAAAAUCACAAAAGACUACAGUAAAAGCUUCAACAAACUGUUCAAAGCAAGUCCGAGUUUCAGAAAAAUGAAAGAGGUUAAAAUACUAAAACAAAUAUUGAGCCAAUUCUACAAGGAGACUAAGAAGCUUCAGAAAUCGACAAGCAAGAUCGUCAAGGUCAUCCUACAGUUGAGAAUCCCUGAUGGUAUAGAGAACAUGGCGUCUAACAAUUGCAAUGCAGAAUCUAAAGGGGUUAAUCUUAUAAGGACAGAUGACGGUGCGAGUUUUUUAGCAGUGUGUGAUGCGGAAUGGCUUGUUGUGGCUCAAAGGUUUGAUGGAAGUGUAAACUUCACGAGGUAUUAUGAAGAUUACAGUAUUGGCUUUGGUAAUCCCCCGUCAGAGUACUUCAUUGGACUCGACAAUUUUGUGUCUGCAGCCUCACAAGAUAUAUAUAUGUUGCGUUUUGAGUUGACAACAUGGGAAAAUGAAACCAGAACGGCCGAUUAUAUGACGUUUGAUGCCACACCUUUAGAUUAUGCCGAUGUAGGUUACUAUACCCCUUCCUGGUAUAGUUUAAGAAUAUGGAAUUUUCGAGGCACAGCUGGAAAUUCUCUUAACUAUAGAGUGAAAUAUAAUUAUACUAGCCGAAAUUAUAUCGGAUUUACGAAUACAGGAAAAUGUUUUAAGGAGGAGAUAGGAUGGUGGUGGGGUUAUUGUGGUAAAGCCAACCUAUUUGGACGAUAUAACCAUGGACCUGAAUGUGAUAAAGCAAUGGACUGUAUGAGUUGGCAAGCAUGGCCAGACCAACUUCUAAAUGAAAAGGAUAAUAAGUUUUAUUCAUUCAAAGCUAUGAGAAUAAUGAUACGUCCACUGCCCAUUGAAGCCCCUCCAAAAUGUAUAAAAGGGGUUGCUAAUGAAUUUAACGCUGCUCAAAGAAGUGAUAAUGAUAACAAGCUUCUUGCCAAAUGUGAAGGACAGUGGUUGGUUGUUGCUCACAGGUUUGACGGAAGCAUUGAUUUCAAUCGCACAUGGAAUGAAUAUAAAGCCGGAUUUGGUAACAUCUCUGGAGAGUUCUUCAUAGGUCUUCAAGCUCUAUUUAGAUUGACACUUAGAAAUACAUUCAUGGUCCGUUUUGAAAUGAUAAAUAAUAGUGGUAUAAUGAUUUAUUUGGAGAAUGAUGGCUUCACUAUCUCAGAUGAACACGAUCGUUUUCGAUUUUCGGUUCAUGAUUUCUGGGAGAACAGAAGAAAUGGAAGUUUUGCCUAUAUGCCUAAUACAAGGUUCUCUACUUGGGAUAAUGAUAAUAACCAUGAUAUAUCAUGUGUGCAGCAAACAGGCGGACCAUUCUGGCAUUCUCAUUCUGCAGACAAGUGUGACACAACAUGGCCAUCAUAUAUCUUUGGACAAUUCAAAUUCAAGGACAUGAAAAUGAUGAUCAAACUUGUUGAGACGCCGUGUGGUGAACGAAAAAGUGGGAUCAAUGAUAUACAUCCCCUGGGUGGAUCGUCAUUUAAAGCAAAGUGUGAGGAAAACUGGCUCAUGGUCGCUCACAGAUUUGAUGGGAGUGUCGAUUUUUAUCGUACUUGGGCUGAAUAUAAAACUGGUUUCGGUGAUCCAUCGGGAGAGUACUUUAUUGGCCUUAAUAAUUUAUUAUCUUUGUUUACUGGAGAUAGAAAUUAUGUGCUAAGAUUGGAAUUCACAACAUGGGAUGGGCGAACUGAGACUGCAGAAUACUACGUAUUUCGACUUGGCUGGAAAAGUGAAACUUCCAUUCGACUUGAGGAUUUUCGAGGUUCUGGAAAAGAUGUUAUAUCAACUUCUGAUUAUUACCAUUAUACUUAUGACACCAUUAAUGACUACCCGUUUUCUACUUGGGAUCGUGAGGAUGAUCCUUGGACAAACUGUUCUGCAUUACGCAGAGGUGCCUGGUGGUGGUACAGACCAGAAGGAAGCUCUGAAUACUAUUAUGAAAGAGGUGUGGAUUACAAGGACCAAGAUGGCUGUGGAUUUACCAACCCAUUUGGACGAUAUAUGAAUGAAUCAAAAUGUGACAUAGAGUAUGGAUGCAUGAGCUGGUUAGGUUGGCCAGGGGAGCUUUUCAGUGAAGCCGAGCGGAAAGCAAACAAGGAUCUUCACAAUGGCUGGUAUUCAUUCAAAGAGAUGAAAUUCCUGAUACGUCCUAGAGAACCAAAUUGGUUAAGUUGGAAUUGGUGGGCGUAUUAAUGACAUAUAUGUCUGAUGACUUUGCAUUUGUAUCUGGUUAUGGGACUGAUAUACAGACAUUAAAAACGCAAUUCACUUCUAGAAAGAAUUUAAUUACUAC
Messenger RNA from Owenia fusiformis, 2954 nucleotides. The record is from the annotation of a GenBank genome assembly. NCBI's taxonomy places the organism in Eukaryota, Metazoa, Annelida, Polychaeta, Sabellida, Oweniidae.